UCCACCCCUAUUUCUCGUUUACGUUUUCUCUAUUGGGGAAGCUGGUGGCUCCAUUUUUGACUUUUGGAGCCAAAAAACUGUGUAGCAUGUGUACAAGAAAAGGGGAACCCGCUGUCUGGUUUUCUCCCCAUUGACCUCACUUGACUGGUGGAGCCCGACUUUGGUCUUCAAUGGCUUUCCUUGAUCUGUAUGCAUUUAUAAGGAGAAGUCCUCGCUGGGCUCUCCAGUUUCAGCCAUUCUCUGCGGAAAAGCCUCAUAAUCAAAACUGGAGAUAGACAAGCUUUGGAGGCCCAGAUAAUCCUUAAAAUGGAUAAAGCAAUAAUAGAUGCCCUUUUUCCAUUCAUUCUAUUCCUUCUCAUCACAAGUUUGUUCAUAGAAAGAGUGACAGGAGAUGCAAGAGCCCAAACUAUUGAAGUUAUAUGUGGGAACCAGUGGCAGCAAAAUUCUAUCAUCUCUGUCCCAAACUUUGUUGCUACAAUGGGGAAAGUUAGCGAGCAAAUGCAAACUUCUGGUUAUGGAGUAGCUCUUUCAGGCACAGGACCUGAUUCAAACUAUGGCUUGGGCCAAUGUUAUGGAGACCUCUCUUUAACCGAUUGUGUAAUAUGCUAUGCUGAGGCACGGACUGUUCUUCCCCAGUGCUUCCCUCAUAAUUCGGCUCGCAUAUACCUUGAUGGCUGCUUCUUGCGAUCCGAUAACUAUAGCUUCUAUGGCGAAUAUAUAGGAUCUGGAGACAAGGCUCUAUGUGGGAAUACAACCCGGAAGAAUUCUGCAUUCCAAGGGUCAGCAAGGAACGCCGUGCUGCAAGCAGUUGCGGCUGCACCGAACAAUAAAGGAUAUGUGCGAGCUGAGGUGCCAGUGUCAGCAGCACGAAAUGAGUCAGCUUAUGUGUUAGCUGACUGCUGGAGGACAUUGAAUGCAAGCUCUUGCAGGGCAUGUUUGGAGAAUGCAUCUACAGCAAUACUGGGAUGCUUGCCUUGGUCUGAGGGGCGAGCACUAUACACUGGUUGCUUCAUGAGGUACUCCGAUAAAAAUUUCCUCAAUGCAGAAACAGGAAAUGGAAGCUCAGGAGGGACCAAAAUUGUGAUUGUUGUUGUAGUAGUUUGUUCUGUGGUUGUCUUGGCAGCUGGGAUCUCUAUUGGAGUUUAUUUUUGGAAGCGGAGAAAAAUUCAAAAUAAGAGAAGAGUUAACACUGAUGUUGAUGUGGAGAAGUUGGCGAAGAUCCUUCACGAUAGUAGCUUAAACUUCAAAUUCUCUACCCUUGAGAAAGCAACAGGAUCUUUUGAUGAUGCCAACAAGAUAGGGCAAGGUGGUUUUGGAACAGUUUAUAAGGGAGUUCUCGCUGACGGAAGAGAGAUUGCUGUCAAGCGGCUUUUCUUUAAUAACAAGCACAGAGCAGCAGAUUUCUACAAUGAAGUUAACAUUAUAAGCAGUGUGGAGCACAAGAAUCUAGUAAGGUUGUUGGGAUGCAGUUGUUCAGGACCAGAAAGCCUCCUUGUCUACGAGUUCCUGCCUAAUCAGAGUCUUGAUCGUUUCAUCUUUGAUCCAACCAAAGGCAAAUCACUGGAUUGGGUGAAGAGAUAUGAAAUAAUUAUUGGGGCAGCAGAAGGUUUGGAAUACCUUCACGAUAACUCCAAGAAUAGAAUCAUCCACAGAGACAUAAAAGCCAGCAACAUCUUGCUGGAUUCAAGGUUUCGUGCUAAAAUUGCAGAUUUUGGGUUGGCUAGGUCUUUCCAAGAAGAUAAAAGUCACAUCAGCACUGCCAUCGCAGGAACACUAGGAUAUAUGGCUCCAGAGUACCUAGCUCAUGGACAGUUAACUGAAAAGGCAGAUGUGUACAGUUUUGGUGUGCUUUUGUUGGAGAUGGUUACAGGUAGGCAGAACAAUAGUGUGCAAGCGGCUGAAUUCUCAGAAAGCCUAGUUAUAAGUAUCUGGAAGCGCUUUCAACAACGAACUGUGGAGGAAAUUCUUGACCCAAACCUGAUGAUGCAUGACCAGGACAACCGUGUUAAAAUUGAAGUUCUGAGAGUGGUGCACGUAGGACUCCUGUGCACCCAAGAGAUUCCAUCGUUGCGACCGACAAUGUCAAAGGCACUAAAGAUGUUGACAAAAAAGGAUGAAGACCUCCCUUCACCCACAAACCCUCCGUUCAUGGAUGAGCAUACCAUGGUACUUAAUGACACGAGUAAGGAAGCAGCUUACCCAUUCAAUGUUACUACAUCUUCAGUUGCUAGCAUCUGCCACAGUUCCUUCUACCCCAGAUGACCUGUAAAUGAAGCUAACUCAAUGCUGUUAUGCAAGUGAAGGAAGGAGCCAAAGCAACUUAUUCUUGAGGGCAAUGGGCAUUAUUAGACCAAUCGUAUGGUGCAUUUGGCACCCCAAGCAUACAUUUAGAGUAUUUGAUUCUCUGUAUAUAGAGGCAAUGCCCGAGUAAAGAAAAUUCUUUGAAGGUUACCAUGAAAUCAGAUAGCACCUUGACACUACGAUUGUUAAGUUCAUACAAAAUUUUGGGUAAUUGCUGUAUAUGUAAGCUUGUGUAAUCUGUGAUUACAGAUUAACAGCAUAAUGAAAUCUCGUUGUUUAUUA
Molecule: messenger RNA, 2583 nt
Organism: Malania oleifera
Lineage: Eukaryota; Viridiplantae; Streptophyta; Magnoliopsida; Santalales; Ximeniaceae
Product: cysteine-rich receptor-like protein kinase 2
Exons: 8
Coding region: 307-2262 (651 amino acids)
Biological process (GO): protein phosphorylation
Molecular function (GO): ATP binding; protein kinase activity
Source: RefSeq, a predicted model, not a curated record